Molecule: messenger RNA, 219 nt
Organism: Aspergillus bombycis
Lineage: Eukaryota; Fungi; Ascomycota; Eurotiomycetes; Eurotiales; Aspergillaceae
Exons: 2
Coding region: 1-219 (72 amino acids)
Source: RefSeq, a predicted model, not a curated record
AUGUCCGAAGAUUCGCAUCCACAGCACCACCAGGGCUUCUUCGAUCGGAUCCUCCACCCGGGACACCAUCACCAAGAACAGGAACAACACCAGGGCCACCAGGAGUCUCAGGGCGAUGAGGCCCCCAAAAAGGAGAGCGAAUUCGACAAAAUCAAGGAGGACAUCAAGGAAGAUCAGGAAGAGGUAGCCGAGGGCGACACCUACGCAGGCUUGAUGUGA